AUGGCUUCUUCAAAAGCUAAAGAGUCUGCUGUCCAAAAAUGGAUCGAUUCUGCCACCGGCUUACCCAACUUUUCGCGCCAUACAACCGCAAACCUCGAGACGCGAACUAUUGCAGGAGCAGAGCUCUACUACGAGGGCUUCUACGGCUCAAUUGUGGCCGCGGCGAAGGCGCUUGGCGUACCCUACAAGCGCCUCUAUUAUCGAGUCAAUGGGCAUCACUCAACGGCCGAGAAUGGGGGCAACCGUACCCUGCUUGAUCCCUCGGAUGAAGAGGAGGUAUUUUGCUGGGCACAUCGCCGCAUCACACAGGGGCACCACAUCCAGGGUCGUGCGCUCCAACAACACGCCAACGCCAUUCUCAAGGCAAAGGGCGUGGGAGCUACAGCAUCGCGAGCCUGGGCCAAGCGCUUUAUACAGCGGCAUAGAGAACUCUUCCACCGUCGAAGAGCAGCAGCGCGAGACAUCAAACGGAAGGCUAUGCAAGAUCGCAUCCACGUUGAGGCUUUUUUUCGCGGCUGGUCUCAAACGAUCGAGAAAGACGAGAUUCUCCCUAAGAACACCUGGAAUUUCGACGAGACGGGCUUCAUGGUGGGAUAUCUACAUAAAGGCACAUUUAUUUGGACCUUCCGCGAGAUUGAUACCCCUAUUUUAUCUGACGCUCACGAUACAGUGUCGGUCACAGCGAUUGAGGCUAUUUAUGCAGCUGGGAGUUGCAUUCCUUCGUUUGUGAUACUCCCUGGGGUCCAAAUUCCUGCCCGUUGGGUUAGCAACAGCCUUGACGACGAUACCAUCAUUUCAACCAGCCAAAAGGGGUAUAUUAACGAUGUCAUCGCGAUUGAAUGGAUCAGACACUUCGAGAAACACACGAGACCAGUUGAUCCACUUCAGAAGCGGCUUCUACUUAUGGAUAGCUGUGAUAAUCACUAUACAGAAGAGAUGGUUCACUUCUGCUUCGAUCACAACAUUAAGGUCUUCCCAAUGCCUCCCCAUCUUACACAUCAGCUUCAACCUCUUGAUGUCGGCGUUUUUAGGUCAUACAAACACUGGCAUCAACAAGUUCUACAUCGUGAGAUUGCUGACGGGGCAUAUGACUUUAACAAGUCCGAUUUUCUAUAUCAUCUUCAAGAGGUCCGCACUCGCACCUUCAAAAAGCACACAAUUCUCUCAUCUUGGCAGAAAUGUGGCCUCUUCCCAUUCAAUCCCGAGAUCGUGCUCUCUCAGCUUCAAGACACGCUCUCGUCGCUCACAGAAGAAGUGGCUAUUAAGGACCUGCCGGGCUCGAUCGAAAGCGAGCCUCAGGGCGGGCCUCAGGCAGCAAGACCAUCAACACCAUCGCCACACACGCCGCCCUCGAUUCAACGAUUCAACUGGAACAAUGUUUCAACGCCGAGACUCAACCUCUCUACGAUUCAGAGGUAUCACGCCUACGUACAGCUUCAAGGCGCGGAAAGCCGACAAAACCUCGCUCUCAACGGCAUCACCGCAACGGCCGAGAUGACGAAGAUAAAAGAGAAACAAGCCAAGCGCUCCAGUCUCCAGCAACAGACAACUAUUUCGCCCGAGACGAAUACAAUAGACAAGCGGCAAGAAGAGGAGGCACAGAGAGUCAGGAAUAAGGAGGUUCGCGACGAAGCUGGCUAUAUACGCCGCUGGCUUCGCAAGGUACGCUUCAACGUCAGGAUUAGCAUCACAGAGGCGAGGAUUCGAGACAUCAGAGGUCUCUGGGCCAAGGGCGACAAGCGCGCACACCUCAAUUGCAAUGAGUGGAUGUGCGCAAGCUACAGGAUUCUCCGCGAGCUACACAACCGCGGCGUAGGGCAAAGCAAGGCGAUCAUGUGGCCGGAGUACUAUGAUCGCGAGAUUGUAAAGGAAGCAGCCGAAUUAGUGGUGAUGGAGGCAAAUAAGCGUGCUAUUUGCCGUCAGACGCUUUCCUUGGAAGCUGACGGCAUCGAGAUGCGAUGA
Messenger RNA from Hirsutella rhossiliensis, 1962 nucleotides. Its product is annotated as DDE superfamily endonuclease domain-containing protein. Gene Ontology annotation, cellular component: nucleus. Lineage: Eukaryota; Fungi; Ascomycota; Sordariomycetes; Hypocreales; Ophiocordycipitaceae. The record is from RefSeq and is a predicted model, not a curated record. Bases 1 to 1962 code for a protein of 653 amino acids. Gene Ontology annotation, molecular function: DNA binding. The transcript has 3 exons.